AUGUCCAACACCACAAAGUCUGCUUUCAUAAUCGACACGAAAGCCAAUCUGCUCAUCUCCACUCCCGAGCUCGAUCACCCGACUCCAGUGAAGAUGAAGACCACCACUACCACACUGGCCUUUAUCAUACUGAAGCAAUCCACUUUAAUGAGCGACAACGUGAUCCACCUACAGUCAAGCACUCCCAUUCAAAAAGCUCAAAUAAGUCAUUCGAUCGUGUCCAACGUCACUUCGAAUCAUCAGAACAAGGUGCCUGUGUUCGUGCUACCGUGUGUAAGUCACAUGAGGACGGGUGCGGUAGUAAAAUAA
Molecule: messenger RNA, 309 nt
Organism: Penicillium hordei
Lineage: Eukaryota; Fungi; Ascomycota; Eurotiomycetes; Eurotiales; Aspergillaceae
Exons: 1
Coding region: 1-309 (102 amino acids)
Source: RefSeq, a predicted model, not a curated record